Molecule: messenger RNA, 3654 nt
Organism: Ruditapes philippinarum (Manila clam)
Lineage: Eukaryota; Metazoa; Mollusca; Bivalvia; Venerida; Veneridae
Exons: 5
Coding region: 316-1026 (236 amino acids)
Source: RefSeq, a predicted model, not a curated record
UUGUAGCGUAUAUACAGGGGGGGGGACUUAAACGCUCCACUUGACUACACACUGGCGUAAACAUGUAGCAUGACAUGGCUUGAAUAUAAAAACAUUGUCUAAAAUCAUUGUUAAAUUUCAAUAAUACACUUUCAACAGUGGAUAUUAACAGUUAAAACAUUGAAUUAUGUAUAUAUAGGUAUAUAUACACAUUUACAAAUACAUUACGGUAUCUAUUGGGAAUAUCUACACAGAAAGGUUACUGUUAUAUGGAUUAUGUCAUAUAACCUAUGAAUUAUAUGGUAACCAAGGUAACGAGGACUUCAUAGUAAGAAAAUGUCGGACGAGGAAGAUGACACGUAUAAAAUAUAUAACCCCUGGGCUUUCAUCCAUUCUGAGGAGUUUACAACAGACAUAGUGAUUGAGGAUGUUAAGGAGAUAUACUCAACGGGCCCAGCAGAAACAGCGGAGGGGGAGAUCGUGGAGCAGGACAGCCAAGAGGCGAUACAGUACUGCUCCUAUAAACGAGAGGAGGAUGAGAGCGAUGUCCACGAGGAGAAAUUUAUUCUACGUUUUCUUGCCACGAAUACAAACAAUAUCCACAGAUACAUGUGGGUUACAGACAGCGGGGAAGUGCGCACAGAUGGAGGGUACACAAAUAUUGCUACAUUUUUCGAGGUAAUACAUUGGUGUAGUCCUAAACAGAACAGCUACCAGUUGAUAUGUUACGGCGGCGGUUGUAAAGGGUACAUACUUUAUGUGGACGGAACAAACCUGUGUACAAGGAAAUACAAUGAAGCUACUGAUGACCAUGAUAUAACUACAAAAUUUCAAAUGUGUCCACGCGGAGAUGACAUCUCCGUGCGGGCUUUCAUUUCAAAGACUGGCGUUGCUUUAUAUUUUGACGACGAAGGAAAUUAUCGCCCUGAAGGACCACCGACCCCUCGUGGAGGGCCUGGGGCAUCGAUGGAAGACGCCGUGUCAAGACUUCAUCCUUUGUAUUUCAUCACAUCAAAUGUGAAGGUCUUACGCGUGACUUCCGUUUAAGUUAAAGCAAUUAACGGCACACCAAACAUUACAUGUAUUAAUUUAUACAGAAGCUACAAAGCAUGGUGAAAUCUAUAAUUCUAUAAAUGAUUUAUUUUCUAUUAUAAGGUGUCUUAAAGUUUAUAAUAAUGCACUACACUUACAUAACAUAUCAAUUAAUACAAUCAUUUAAAAACGGCCAAACAGUAAGUUCAUUAAGAUAGGUCAAUAGAUCUCAAAUUUUCAAAAUUAUUCAUGUGGAGAAGUUGUCAAGUGCAUAAAAAAACUAUAGUGGUCCUAGUACAGAAGCGUGUUAUGUUUCAGGAAGCUCUUGAAAAUAUGUGACAUUAAAAUAUGGUAAAAAUUAGCAUAUAAAAAUCUGGAUAAAGUGUGAUCUCUUGAAAGCACUAAUCAGUAAUCACAACAAAAUUACUUGAAACAGCAGACUUGGCUUGAUUGAGUCUGUACAUGAGGGAAAAAGUGCAACAUCCCCCUAGCACCGUCUUCAAGGUGUUGGAAUCAAUGAUUGUGAAGGACCAAAAAAUUAAACAACACUGAAGUGAAGUAUGGCAUUUGACACCUACUGUUGUGAAGAGCAAACCUAACAAGUGAAACAGAAAAAAUAUCUUUACAAUCAAACAUCCAUUAAGAUUUUAUUCAUGCUAAAGUCCAACUAAUUUUGAACAAGUUGAUUCUUUUGUUUCAUGUAUGGUAAUUUCUCCGUUUUAAGAUUCUGACCCAAAACAAUAGUGUGUCAACUUUUGAUCAAGAUAUCAACUUGUUUUGAAUACUCGUACCAAUUCCUAACUCAACAAAAUGAAAUAAAUCUGAAGACAGCUGAGUAUGCCAAAUUUCAUAUUUCUUAACACAGAAGACUUCUUGGUUCUGGGUGAAAAAUGAAACACACUACUUAUACAGUUAAGAAAUUGAAACUAGUCAAAAACUUUUUUUUAAACCUAUGACAAUAUUUUGGCCACAAGAAUACAAAUUAUAUUUUUCUUUGAUCUACAUGGUAAUAAACCUGAUCUCAUUAUAAAUAUAUACUUUUAUAAUAUCAUAUUGUUCAUAAUUAUCAUUUUAACAACUAUAAUGUACAUGUGUAUGUUAUCCAUGCUUAAUGAGGGUCCAUCUGCCCUUUCAGGCACCGACAGUAUGGACCCAAAUACAAUGUACAUUUAAACUCACAAGCCAUUAAUUAUCAAAUAAAUGUAACUUUUCAUUUUACAAACAAGUCCCAUGAUUAUAGUUAUUCAAGACAUGUCUCUGACAGCUUGAUCUUUUAAUGGUCAUGUUCAACCCAUAGGGGGUUCUCUUGAUUUUUUUUCCCUUUUCCCACACUUCAUAUAUUAUAAUAUAAAAGAUUGGACAGGAAAAAAAUUGAGAGGACCCUUUAUGUGUUCUCCCUGCAAAUUUUGUUGUAUGAACUUAAAAGGUUACAAAUGAACAUAAGAAAUAUGAUACUGUGAUGGCCAAAUUUAACUUGAAGGAACUGCUGCAACAGUCAUCGAAUUUAGUGCUGGCCCAGUGGCCCAUGGUCAGUGUGAAUUACUUCGGGCCAGUGUAAAUUUUAAGAAAAUUUAGUUAAAUAUAUAGUAGAAUAAAUUCAAAGGAGUUUGUAUAAGAUAAGAGCUCAGUAUACAGGCCAGUAACUGAAGACUGACACACUUGAUAUAUUGGUAUCAGUUGUCCACAUUUUUUCUAAGAACUUUUAUAGAAAAGAAUAAACAAGAUAAUUACAAUUUAGAAGUGAACUAGGAUAUUUUCUUCAAGAAAGUUUAAUUUAGUUUCACUCUUAUCUUGGACAAUCAGUAAGUGCUGUACCUUAUGAUAAUUUUGCCAUCUUUUAGUAGCUUUAAUAUUUUAAAUAAACAAUUUUUGCAUGAAUCCAAGGGAAUAUUACUUUGUAAGUUGCACUUAGACUGUAUUAUUUCCCUUUACAAAAACUUUAUGAAAUAUUUAUUCAUAGUCAUAUUCUUUUUUAAAUGUUCCAUGUGAAAUUUUGUGUUGAUUUUUAACUUUAAGCACACAUGUAUAUAAGAAACACAAGCAUAUUGUUUUGAUCCCCAUUCAUUUACUAUAGAUAUGUUAUAAAUCCCCCCCCCCCAAGACCACUAGAAAUUAGAAAUAAUCCAAAUUUACAUAAAGGCUAGUGGCUUAAUUUACUUAAAAUUCACAACUUCUAUCAAAAUGAAAUGCAAUAACCCACUGUUUAUCAAAACAAAAACAUCAAGCAAAAUCUAAGUGAUAAAAAAUAUUAUACAGUGUAACUUCCGAAAACCGAACACCCAUGGGACUUGUCAAAAAGUUCGGAUUUUAGAGGUUUCCGGAAUUCAGAGGUUUAUGAUAAUGUGGACAAGACUAAGCCACUUAAUAUCACUAAACGUCAAGGACGAUGUGGCCAUUACUGUAAUAUCAUAUCAGUUUGUAAAAAUGUUGUUAAUUGCAUAAACUUACAUAUCGUCCGAUGCUAGUUAAUUAAUUAUUACAUCAAAUGCAAUAAAAUCCCUAAAGACGUUUGAUGCAUACAUUGUCCCAUUAAUUGUCAUUUAAUCCGCUAAUAAACACUUCAAAUUAACUGACCGCCGUAAAUUACUUUGACUAACCGCAUCACUUCAAACAUACCAUUUCAGUUUGUGAUUUUAACGCGUG